AUGAAGGAAAGUUCGUCGUCCAUAACUCCUUUGCUUUUCCGCAACCUUGUAACUUCCCUCUUCAUUUUGGCAGUGACUUCAAUUUCCAGCUGGACCCAAAAACACAAAGCCCUAGAACUCAUACGCUACGUUUUCAUCUCUUCCUUCCUCUUUUUCCUGCGUCUUCUUCUUUCUUUAAACCCUAGGUCGACCAAGAAUAUCGAAUCCCUCUAUUCCACCUUGUACGACUACAAUGACAAGCCUCCCAAGAAGGGUAGUAUUGAUCAAAUAAAUCAGAAGUAUAUGCCCGCAGCUAACAGCGGAGACGAAGGCGGCAACGGCAGCGACACGGCUAUAGCUCGAGCACUUUCGCAGCUAUUGUCGAUCGUGAAUGAUAUUCCGCUUGAAGCCGCCGCAAUUUUCGAACAGCAGCAGCACCACGGUGGCGGUGAUAUUGAUGCUUUGGAUUGUGUUCCUCAUCAUUGGGUAGUAAGGGCCGUUCGGACAGUUGCAGACGUGGUGUGGACAAAGGGGGUUACCAGCGGCGGGUCGAGGAGCUCGGCAGAGAAGCUAGCGGCGGAGCUGCUCUGGUUGGCUGAGACAAUGGCAAGUUGUGGCUUUGCUCAAGAGUCUGUGAGGAGAUGGGCGUCCGCAUCUAGUUUGGCUCGCCUCUCACUUUCAGCAGAGCCGCGCCUGCAAGCCUCCUUGGUCAAGAUUUCAGCAUUGUUGUUGAGGUAUGCCAAAAAUAUGGGAGGGAAUGAAGGCGAUGAAGAUGAUGAUAACGAGAGCAUGAAAGAGCAGCAACAAAGAAAACAAGGGAAGAUGCAGAUGCAGAUGUUGGUGUUAUGGAUUCCAUUGCUGUGCACAGCCAGCAACGGCACUGAUGUGCCUGUUUUGAGCAUCAGCGAAAGGGCCGAGCUGGAGAGACUACUGGAAGAGACCAUAGAGAAGCUGGCAGAAGAAGAUCAAGAGCGAGUUCUAUCCUUGUGGCUCCACCACUUCACAUAUUGCUCGUCUUCUGAUUGGCCCAAUCUACAUGCCUCUUAUGCUCGCUGGUGUAACGCUUCGCGGAAGCAAUUGAUAAUGCACCAUUCAUAGUUUCUUCAUUAUUUUCAUAUACACACUUUAUCUUGUUUACUAUUCUAUAUUUGGUGUGCAGUGUGCUAUAGAUUUAUAAUCAGUAUAUAUCAAAUUAUCAAUCAUAUCAACAAGCUCCAAAAAUUGUAUAGCAAGUAGAUUCAAGGGCAUUCAGACUUCAUUCACCAUUUUGUAUAUAUGUAGCUGGCUGAACUGCUUCUAAUUUUCAAAAUGGUGAAUGAAAAUACAACAAUGGAACAAAUAACAACAACAAAUAAAAUUACAACGAAUUAAGAUGAAAAGUCGAGAAUAACAUUCUAUGACAACUUUGUUGAAAUGAUUUACCGCUGCCUCAGCUACCAAUACUCAGACGUCACCAAUAUUCAUAUAAGCUGAAAUCAAAGGUUGCCACAAUGAUUAUGUAACACAAUACCGAUGCUAACUGAACCAUCAAGAUCACUGCCCCAUCAAAAAAUUGAUGAGGAAACCACGUAAUAAUUUAGAUAUGAUGCACAAAAGUAUUUGAAAAUGUACUUCUUGAUCUAGCAUGGGAAACACGAGAGAUGCACGAUAAAUGGGAUGUAUAUGGCUAGGAAGAGGCACAAUAUUUCUAAAGAUGUAUUGAAUGAUUUCGAUCGAGCGAGACUUUGUGUCACACCCCAAAUCCGAUGUUAGUAGUUUCCAAGCACUUAAUACCGAAUCCGAAGCGUGAGAGGGAAAAGUAUAAGAAAAUAAAACAAACUCAAAUAUAUUUUCAGAAAAUUUUUGAAAACAAAACGUUUACGAAAACAAAACCAAUUACAAAGAUAAAACAGGUCUUGCGAAUCUAGCUCACUCAAAACUUUCGUCACUCAAAACUUUCGUAACUCUUCUAUACACGUGUACAGGUCUUCUCGUACACGUCAGCUAAACAUCAUAGUUAGACUUCUCGAAAGACGUGUCGUACCUCGUACACCUGAACAAGAAUCUAUAGGGGUGAGCUUACGCUCAGUAGGGCCAAACUUCUUUAGAUUAUUCUUAACUAUGUCGCACAAUCAAGUUAUCAACCAAUGUCAUAUAUAACAACAAAUCGAUCAAUGCAUGUAUGCUAAUGCACUCCUUUCACUCAAUUACUGUCCAAUCAGUCCACACAUCAAAGACAAGUGAUCAUACACGUCUCAUACCGUGUAUUUUACCAACCGGGGGUGACCCAAGAUGUCUUCAAUAUAUGAUCUAACAGUUAGUAAUUUCCUUAACGCCAAUACCUCUUUUGUUAGUCGUCUUGUCAUACUCAUGGUCUCCAAACCUGAAACCCGAUAAUAUCGUUUUAUCGAUGUCCGCCAUCGAAGGGA
Fragaria vesca subsp. vesca is the source of this 2387-nucleotide messenger RNA. RefSeq lists its product as uncharacterized. The record is from RefSeq and is a predicted model, not a curated record. NCBI's taxonomy places the organism in Eukaryota, Viridiplantae, Streptophyta, Magnoliopsida, Rosales, Rosaceae. The transcript is spliced from 3 exons. Bases 1 to 1077 code for a protein of 358 amino acids.